Recurvomyces mirabilis is the source of this 1254-nucleotide messenger RNA. RefSeq lists its product as uncharacterized. The coding region runs from base 1 to 1254 and encodes 417 amino acids. The transcript has 7 exons. The record is from RefSeq and is a predicted model, not a curated record. Lineage: Eukaryota; Fungi; Ascomycota; Dothideomycetes; Mycosphaerellales; Teratosphaeriaceae.
AUGGCUUUUACCACGGUCAUUGGUUUGCUUGGACUCGUCUUUCAUGCGUCUGCGAACCCGCUGGGCGUAUUGCAGGCUAGACAGGCGCAGAGCACCUGCCCCCCAGGACCAUCCAGCACCGCAUACCAGAAUGCCAUUUCCAAUUGUGAGCUGGCCAUCGGAACAUCGUCCAUGUCGGCCUUCUGCUCCUCGUUCUUUACCGCGGCAACCACUGUGUCUACCGAUACCACCGUGACGGUCAAUGGAACUACUGCGGUUCAGACCGUGAUUGCUACUCCACCUGCAACCGUCACGAUGAAUAGCACCACAUUUGUGACCACCACCAUCGUGAGCACGGCGGUUUCUGCGUCAGCCAGUCCUACUUUCUCGUUCAACACAGCUACUACCACGUCUAUCUAUACAGUCAACUCGACUGUGUACACGUGUGCCACAGCUGGCGCUGCAUCUAUCACGAGCAGCUCGUCAUCCUCUUCGGUUGUUCCCAUUGUCACUAAACGCCAGGAUGCUUCGACUACUGUGUCACUGCCGACUGCAUGCGUCGGCCAGCUUAUCAACUUCGCGACAUGGCAGUUGAAGUGGGGAAUCUGUCGUGGCUGUCUGGGCAUCUCAGCCACUUCCUCAGUCUCGACAGUGUAUACCUCUACUGUAACUACUACCAUUGACGCUACGGUUACAUCUGUCAUCCCUCCGACAAUUACGGCCACCUCAAUACAGACCAGUCUCUUCAAUACUAUGAGCACUACCACAAUCACUAGUGUGGAACCGACUGUGAUCCUCGGGACUUCCACCAUCGUCACAACCACGACAGUGACCACGACACUAUCGUCCCCUCAGCCGACAAGAUUCAGCAUCUCAUACACCAACACUUCUUCUGAUGGCACCGUCGUCAAGUACUUUGGUCGUGCCGCCAAUCUCACAAAUGGCGACACCACUGUCGUUCAGUUCAGUCCGUCCGAUGCAGCGCUUGACCAAUGGUCGCUAGACUCACAAGGCCGCCUCGAGAAUCUCUCCGAUGAUGAGUAUGUGGCCAAGAACACUUUCGACUAUCUUCCCUGGCUGUACCUCCUGAACACUAGUGCACCACAGAAUACUCCUAGCUGCAUUGGCUGCAACAACACUCUGUUCUGCAAUUACCCAAACACCACUGGAAACAGCUUCAGCAGCUGUGGCGGAUUCUUGGCACUUGGCCCAGCGGCUACGCUCAACUCUUCUUCGCUUUGUGUUCCGAUCACGUUGCGGUAUGGGCUUAUCUGA